This is a messenger RNA of Malania oleifera, 2526 nucleotides long. RefSeq names its product exocyst complex component EXO70B1. Gene Ontology annotation, biological process: exocytosis. The record is from RefSeq and is a predicted model, not a curated record. NCBI's taxonomy places the organism in Eukaryota, Viridiplantae, Streptophyta, Magnoliopsida, Santalales, Ximeniaceae. The transcript has a single exon. Gene Ontology annotation, cellular component: exocyst. Gene Ontology annotation, molecular function: phosphatidylinositol-4,5-bisphosphate binding. Bases 310 to 2238 code for a protein of 642 amino acids.
AUACUCCAAUUACGACAUUACGUUACUCGACAUUCGCUGAACCCAUUUUCAUUUUUCACUCCCCCAAACACGCCACCAAACCAAGAAGAAGAAGAAGAGGAAGAAGAAGCGGAACCAGCAGCAGAAGCAGAAGCCGAAAAAGCACAAGCAGAAAAAGUUGGAAGUAAAGCCACAAGAAAAUGGGAACUCCAAAGGUCUGAACUCUGAAGUCUGAACCCCUCUAUCUUCCCGCUCCACCACAAAAGCCCUUUUCCCCUUCAUCUCCUUCCGUCAGUUUCAAAACCCUAACCCUUACAAGAGAAGACUCAGAUGGCCGCCACCGUUGACGGCGAGGACCGCGUCAUGGCCACCGCCCAGCAGAUCGUCAAGAGCCUCAACACCUCCAAGGACGUCACCGACGAUAUGAUCCUCAUCUUCUCCAGCUUUGACAACCGCCUCUCUAAUAUAUCCACUCUCAUAUCCGGCGACGCCGCCUCCAAGCACGACCUCUUUGUUGCCGCCGAGAAGGUCAUUCUCCGUUGGGACGCCGCCCCGGAAGACUCCUCCCGCCACUGGGAGGACUCCCCCGACGACGCCGCCGAGUACCUCUCCGCCGUAGACGACAUCCUCCGCCUCACCGAAGACCUUUCGAUUAACUCCGACGCCGCCGGCGAGAUCGCGGAUCGCGCCGAGACGGCGCUCCAGCUCGCGAUGUCGCGGCUCGAGGACGAGUUCCGGCUUGUUUUGGUUCGGAACACGGUGCCGCUCGAUGCCGACCGACUGUACGGCUCGAUCCGGAGGGUUUCGCUGUCGUUCGCAGCGAACGAUGGGGAGAUCGAGGAUUUCGAGAGCUUUGCCGACAAUGAUCAGGACGUUUGUUAUCACGAGAGGGGCGGAAGUUUGGGGGACGAUGUGUGUGUCGAUUUGGUGCAUCCUGACGCUGUGACGGAACUGAGGGAGAUAGCCGACAGGAUGAUUAGGUCUGGAUACGAGAAGGAGUGCUGUCAGGUUUACAGCAGCGUUCGUCGCGAUGUUUUGGACGAGUGCUUAUCGAUUCUCGGUGUGGAGAAGCUAAGCAUUGAGGAGAUUCAGAAGAUCGAGUGGAGGACCUUGGAUGAGAAGAUGAAGAAGUGGAUUCAGGCCGUGAAGGUCGCGGUUAGGGUUCUUUUGUCCGGCGAGAAACGGCUUUGUGAUCAAGUGUUCAAUGGAUCGGAACUAAUAAAAGAGGUCUGCUUUACUGAGACUUCGAAGGGAUGUGUGAUGCAGUUGUUGAAUUUUGGUGAGGCUGUCGCGAUGGGGCGGCGAUCAUCUGAGAAACUGUUUCGGAUACUUGACAUGUAUGACGCAUUGGCGGAUGUGUUGCCGGAGCUGCAAGCUUUGUUUAUAGAUGAGUCUGGGGAAGUGUGUGGGGAGGCACGAGGAGUACUGUCCCGACUAGGGGAGGCAGCCAGAGGCACUUUUGUAGAGUUUGAGAAUGCAGUUCGGGGUGAGACAUCCCGAAAACCAAUUCAAGGUGGUGAGAUUCAUCCAUUGACUCGGUAUGUAAUGAACUAUAUUAAAUUGCUUGUUGAUUAUAGUGAUACCCUGAACUCGCUUUUAGAAAACAGUGAGGAAGAAGAGGAUCAUUUGCAGAAUGGUGAUAAUGUGCAAUUAGGAAGCAUGACACCAAUAGGAUGUCGCUUGCAGUCGUUAAUUUCAUGUUUGGAGUCAAACCUUGAGGAAAAAUCCAAAUUGUAUGAGGACAUUGCAAUGCAAUAUGUGUUCUUGAUGAAUAAUAUACUUUACAUAGUACAGAAAGUGAAGGACUCUGAGCUUGGUAAGCUUUUGGGGGAUCCUUGGGUUCGUAAGCGUCGUGGCCAGAUACGCCAAUAUGCGACAAGUUAUCUCAGGGCUUCUUGGGUCAAGGUCUUGUCCUGUUUGAAGGAUGAGGGGAUUGGGGGUAGCUCGAGUAACGCAUCCAAGGUGGCUCUGAAGGAGAGGUUUAAGAAUUUCAAUGCAAGUUUUGAAGAUAUUUAUAGGAUCCAGACGGGUUGGAAGGUCCCAGAUCCUCAGCUUAGGGAAGAGCUCAGAAUAUCUAUUUCAGAAAAAGUGAUUCCGGCAUACCGUUCGUUUAUGGGGAGGUUUGGGAAUCAGCUAGAGAGUGGAAGGCAUGCUGGGAAAUACAUAAAGUAUUCACCGGAGGAUUUGGAGAACUAUUUGUUGGAUUUAUUUGAAGGAACUCCCAAUGUUCUGCACCACCUGAGAAGAAGAAGUUCAUAGGGCACAUGACUUCUGCAACAGGUAAGAUCCCUGCUCUCAUCAAGGACUACUUCGAAACAGCUUAGCUAAACACCUGCUAAAUCAAGCUUGAUGAUAUGCUCUAUGAGUCUAUGUUUUGUUGGUGUUAAUUUUAUAAUCACAGGAAUUUUUUGGGAGAAUUUAGUCAUACACUCUUCAAUGUACUGUAAUAAUCUUGUACAUGUCAAAUAGAUUCUGUAUGUGUGGAACUUUUCAUGGUUCAUGUACUAUGAAUCGCAAUUUAGAGUUUGUGGCCAUGAUUUUGUUAAA